AUGGUCAAAACUAAGAAUCUGAGAGCCCUAAGAAAGAAGAAGGCCCUUGCUCUUGCCCCGCAGUGGUACCAGUUCUGUAAGAAAACAGAUGACAUGAUGCAGUGGCUGGACAAAAUUGAGAAGACCUUAGCAGAGCUUCCUGAUCCCCCCGAGGAGCCCCGAGUGAAAGCAGUUGGUUCUGAGAUUGAACAGCAGCGUCCGAAGUUGGAGGACUUGCGCGGACUGGGCCGUGUGCUUUCUGAGGGCGGAGCUGCCAAGCUGGUGGAGCCCCGCUUCCUCCUGGUCAAUAAACGCUGGGCGGAGCUGGAUGUUAAUUUCACUCAAGUGCGCCACAAAAGU
Sinocyclocheilus rhinocerous is the source of this 339-nucleotide messenger RNA. RefSeq names its product dystrophin-like. The record is from RefSeq and is a predicted model, not a curated record. The annotation marks the transcript as partial. The transcript has 3 exons. Gene Ontology annotation, molecular function: protein binding. Lineage: Eukaryota; Metazoa; Chordata; Actinopteri; Cypriniformes; Cyprinidae.